AAAAUGGAACCUAUACCCUCUAGCACUGAAGACACUAGUCUCAAGAAUAGAAGUUUAGAGUUGACAGAAUACGUAAAAAGCAAGGAACAAGACUUCAAGAGAUGCUGAGAUCUUUAUUUCAAUACUCAUAAUAGAGGAUUGAAGCGCAGUCCCCUUUAUCCCUCAAUAAUCCUAAAGGAUGACAACACUAGAUUUAUACUCCGAGUGCUUCAAGUAAAUGAUAGCAAUUUUAUUUGGAAGCUAAGAUACUUCAAAUUGUUUAAUCUGGGCAGAAUGGAAUUAUACCAAGCAGAAGCCAAGCCUAAAAAUAUUUUUAGUUUCCUAGAAAACUCAUUUCCCGAACAAGUUAACAACUUUAUGUUCAGUUCUGGGUUACAAGAGAAUUUGGGAAAACUUGAGUGUUUUAAUUGAAUUUUAAAGAUCAGUCCAAGGAUUUGAAAAAGUGUUUACUUUGAUCAAUUUAUUAUUAAUUAUCAUCAGCUAAAAAGAUUAAUAUCCUCUUACAAACAUGUCAGGAUAUUUACAUUAGGAUGUUGAAAACUUUCUGUCCCAGCGAUUGCAGAUUUCUCAAAGGCACUAAGACAUACACAGAUUGAAGAACUACGAUUUUAUGAUUCAGGAGAUACCAAUUACUAUAACUGGAAGGAAUAUCCUGAUCAAGUCAAUAAUUUAAUAAAAGGACUGGGUUCGUCCCCAGAUUUAAGAUUGACACUGAAAAUGGUUAACAUUACAGGCAGCGGAAUUUCAAAAAAAGUUGUAAGAAAAAUCCUGAAAGAGAGCGGAUUUGGCAAAGUAAAUGUACAUAGUUAAAAUGCAUAGUUAAUAUUUAUAACCAACCUA
Molecule: messenger RNA, 840 nt
Organism: Moneuplotes crassus
Lineage: Eukaryota; Ciliophora; Spirotrichea; Euplotida; Euplotidae
Source: the annotation of a GenBank genome assembly